Sesamum indicum (sesame) is the source of this 758-nucleotide messenger RNA. Its product is annotated as acyl carrier protein 1, chloroplastic. The record is from RefSeq and is a predicted model, not a curated record. NCBI's taxonomy places the organism in Eukaryota, Viridiplantae, Streptophyta, Magnoliopsida, Lamiales, Pedaliaceae. Gene Ontology annotation, biological process: fatty acid biosynthetic process. Gene Ontology annotation, molecular function: acyl carrier activity.
CAGCACACUCUUCUUCUCACUGCGUAGACUAAUUACCGAUACCAACACACCACACUCUUCGUGCUCUCCGCCACCCUCUCUGUCCCUUUUGUUUCUCGAUUUUUCAGAUCCAUUCUCUUCUCUUCGCAUCAAAGAUGGCUUCUUUUACAGCUUCCUCUCUUUCAUUCUCCCCUGUUUCUUGCUCAUUCAAGCAAAACCAGGCUUCAAGUUUGAGGAAGGCUUCACUGUCAUUCAGCGGAAAGGGCUUCCCAUCUCAUAGGUUGCCAGCACUUCGUUUCCGAGUUGCCUGUGCAGCUAAGCCAGAUACCGUAAACAAAGUAGUUGAAAUCGUGAAGAAGCAACUGGCUCUUCCUGAGGAUCGUGAAGUCAACGGAGAGUCGAAAUUUGCUACUCUUGGUGCUGAUUCUCUUGAUACGGUUGAGAUUGUCAUGGGACUUGAGGAGGAGUUCGGUAUCGCCGUUGAGGAGGAAAGCGCCCAGAGCAUCACCACUGUUCAAGAAGCAGCUGAUCUCAUCGAGAAGCUCUUGGAGAAAAAAUGUUAAACUGGAGCAUAAAAUUUUAGCGCCAUAGAUCUGCUAGAAAAGUUGUGUAGCAACGUAUCUUCUGUUUGUGGUUUUAUGGAGGGUCCUCCAGGCCUCUCCACGACGAACCUUACCUUAUUUUUUGUUUCUGUUUGAGGGAACUAGCUUGUUUUGUUCUUAUAUUUCCUGUUUGGAUUCAGUCCAUUUAAAUCUAAAAUCUACAAGUUUCUUUCUUUA